GCUUCUGUCGCGUGCACCGUUGUAGGGAAAAUUUUCGCGCCAACCAUGCCUCGUACAGUGAAAGGACUCAAUUUCAAACAUAGACACGCUAUGAAACUUAUUAAAGAGGUUAGAGAAAGGCCGUGUCUAUGGAACAGUAAUCAUGAAGACUAUAAUGAUAGGCUUCAAACGUUUACAUCGUGGAAGCAGAUUAAGGAGACGUUGAAUAUACCGGAAGACGCUCUUCGUGUAAAAUGGAAGAACCUCCGAGACACAUUCAAAAGAGAGUUGAGGAAAUGUAAUCCCGAAUCCCCAGAACAUUACAACGGCAAAUGGAUCUUCUUCAAAUACAUGUGGUUCAUACAAGAGCCCAAUGACGUCACCAACGAGAUCCCAGUAACCGAUCAAUCCCUCGACAACGAUGAAGAUUUCGAGGAUUACUACUUGAUCCCCAAGCCAGAACCUAUAGAGGCAGAAUAUUUAGAAGAAUUUGCAAAUAUAGAAGAAGAUCCAGUUCCAGCGAAAAAGAGGAAAAAGAGCGAUGACAACGAAUACGAUCUUAUGUUUUUGAAAUCUUUAGCGCCGUAUUUCAAAGAUUUAGACCCAAUUAGGAAGUUAGUUUUGAGAAGCAAAAUGCAAGACAUGGUCUUGAACGAGAUAGCGGCUCAAGCAUCUCAAAAGAACUUAUAUAAGAAGAGUUAGUAGAUACUGUUCCUAGUGCGUUGGUGUUUUAUACUUUUUUAUUGUAAACGGCUAAUCUCUGAAAUGGCCGAACCAAUUUUGACGGGACUUUAAUUGGCAGUUAGCUGAUGUAAUGAGGAGUAACGUAGGCUACUUUUAUUUUAGAAAAAAUCUUUUAUAUUAGAAAAAUAAAGCUAAAUUCCACGCGAAGUCACGGGAACAGCUAGUUUUAACGGGAUUACAUGGUCAGGGAGAGAAACACGAGCAGUGUACUGCUGCAAGUUCUAUACUUGGACAUGUAUUUAAUGCAGCACUAGCAGGCUCCUACCAGAUUCGGUUACCAGAGUCGGUAUGUACGUCGGCAAAGGGUCCUUUAAACCUACACCCGGGUUACAAGUCCCAGGAGCUACUCGGAGUGUCCCUCUCUGCCACACCAUGAAUCCGGCUGUCGCAUGGGGAAUCCAUAAGUUGCCAGAAAAUUCACCUCUCUCUAGACUGAGGAUUCUAUAUACUGGGAUCGGUGCAGCCAAUAAUGUUAUUAUAGAAAGACGCAACGAAUAUAAUUAUAUUAAGGCGUAAGUCAACAGCGGUCUGCAAAAGAUGUAAUAACGAAUGGUAACAAAGAUCGCAUAGUAAAAUUAAAAAAAAAAUUGGUGCCGUGCCAGUACUAAGAAGUAUUGUACAGUAAUAAUUGAAAAGAAAGAAAAAGACAAGUUGAUAUAUAUAUAAUGUACUUUAGAUUACAAUUGUAAUAUUUAUACAAUUAAACAUAGAGCAAAUGUUAACAAUUUCUAAAUAUACACUUGAUAAAGUAUAAUAAGGCAGCCAUUUUGUUGAAAGCAAUCUUUCAAGUAAACUUAUGGUAAUAGAUUUGAUUAUAGGACAGGUACCUGUUCAAAUACGGAAAACAUUGCAAUCGAAAAAUUGGAGAAUGUCAGUGGGAUACAACAAGAAUAACUUUUUUUUAUUGUCUUUUUAAUUAUUU
Messenger RNA from Achroia grisella, 1645 nucleotides. RefSeq lists its product as uncharacterized. NCBI's taxonomy places the organism in Eukaryota, Metazoa, Arthropoda, Insecta, Lepidoptera, Pyralidae. Gene Ontology annotation, biological process: regulation of transcription by RNA polymerase II. The coding region runs from base 46 to 681 and encodes 211 amino acids. The record is from RefSeq and is a predicted model, not a curated record. The transcript is spliced from 2 exons. Gene Ontology annotation, molecular function: DNA binding. Gene Ontology annotation, cellular component: nucleus; transcription regulator complex.